Penicillium taxi is the source of this 1242-nucleotide messenger RNA. RefSeq names its product tRNA-ribosyltransferase family protein. The transcript is spliced from 8 exons. The coding region runs from base 1 to 1242 and encodes 413 amino acids. Gene Ontology annotation, cellular component: cytosol. NCBI's taxonomy places the organism in Eukaryota, Fungi, Ascomycota, Eurotiomycetes, Eurotiales, Aspergillaceae. The record is from RefSeq and is a predicted model, not a curated record. Gene Ontology annotation, molecular function: tRNA-guanosine(34) queuine transglycosylase activity.
AUGUCGACACAAGCACCCAUCCGAAAAGCUAUGCCCUCAGCAUUGACAUUUGAGCGGCAUGCGAAAUGCUCAACCACUAGAGCUCGUGCAAGCACCCUCCAACUCCCUCAUGGCUCUGUCCCUCUCCCCAUCUUCAUGCCCGUCGCAACACAGGCAUCCCUCAAAGGCUUGACAUACGACCAGUUGCGCGAAACAGGAUGUAUGCUUUGUCUGAACAACACAUACCACCUCGGAUUGAAACCAGGACAGGAGGUCCUUGAUGCUGUGGGUGGAUCACAUAAACUGCAAGGAUGGGAUCGGAAUAUCUUGACCGACAGCGGAGGAUUCCAGAUGGUCUCUCUGUUAGAGUUGGCUACAGUUACCGAGGAAGGCGUGCGAUUCCUCAGCCAUCAUGAUGGCUCGCCGAUGCUUCUUACCCCCGAACACUCCAUUUCUCUCCAAAAUUCCAUCGGCUCCGAUAUCAUCAUGCAAUUAGACGAUGUGAUUGCUACUACAUCCCCAGAUCAGGCUCGAAUCAAGGAAGCCAUGGAGCGCUCUGUACGGUGGUUAGAUCGUUGUAUCGACGCACAUAAGUAUCCCGAAAGACAGAACCUAUUCUGCAUUAUUCAAGGCGGCCUAGAUUUGGAGCUUCGGAAAGAGUGCUGUGCCCAAAUGGCGGCUCGUGAUACACCGGGAAUCGCUAUUGGAGGAUUGUCUGGAGGCGAAGACAAGGAAGAGUUUUGCAAAGUUGUGGCGACAUGCACUGAAAUUCUACCAGAGAACAAGCCCCGAUAUGUAAUGGGCGUGGGAUACCCCGAGGACAUCGUUGUGGCAGUGGCCCUUGGUGCAGAUAUGUUCGACUGUGUGUGGCCGACACGAACUGCACGCUUCGGCAAUGCCAUUGUCUCGUCUGGGACCUUGAAUCUUCGAAAUCGAUGCUAUGUAGACGAUUUCACCCCGGUUGAAGAGGGUUGCGGUUGUCCCUGUUGCCUGCCCGUCGAAAAGGGUGGUCUAGGAGUAACCAAAGCAUAUAUGCACCAUGUGACAGCAAAGGAGACUGUCGGUGCCCACCUACUGAGUAUGCACAAUGUGCACUUCAUGCUGGCCUUGAUGGGGUCCAUACGACAGGCAAUUAUUGAAGAUCGCUAUCCCGCUUUCAUUUGCGAGUUUUUCUCGAAGAUUUAUAAAGGCGAUAAGUCCAAGUAUCCUGAAUGGGCAGUUGGUGCUCUGCGCGGUGUUGGAAUGGAUUUGCUUAGAGACUAA